CCUGGCCACCGAGGACUGUACGGCCGCGGGGGAUCGGUUUGGCGGCGACACUGAAUUGCUCGGAGGCCGCCGCAAUGCUCCCGUCUUUGCAGGAAUCGCUGGAUGGGGAUGAAAAGGAGCUAGAGAGCAGCGAGGAGGGCGGCUCUGCAGAGGAGCGGAAACUCGAGCCGCCGCCCAGCAGCCACUACUGUCUCUACAGCUACCGCGGAAGCAGAUUGGCACAGCAACGUGGGGACAGUGAUGAUGGAAGCCCAAGUGGCACAAAUUUGGAAACUCCCUCUGGUGAUGAUUUCAGCCUCUCCUUGGUGGAUACUAAUUUACCAUCUGAAGUGGAGCCAGAGCUGCGGAGUUUCAUUGCUAAGCGUCUUUCGAAAGGAGCCAUCUUUGAAGGGCUGGGUAAUGUUGCAUCUGUAGAGCUGAGAAUUCCAGGUUAUCGAGUUGGUUGUUAUUAUUGUCUUUUCCAACAAGGAAAACUGCUUCCUGAAACAGCAACAGUGGUCUCUGAAUAUAACCCUACAGAGUAUGUGGUCUGUUUUUUAGGAGGUUCUGAAAAAGGCCUUGAGCUUUUCAGGCUUGAACUGGACAAGUACAUUCAAGGGCUAAAAAAUAACAUGAACUGUGAGGAAGGGGGCCUGGAAAACCAUACCAAGGCUUAUCUGAACAGCUGGUUUGAGGAUGUUGUUUGCCCAAUCCAAAGGGUUGUUCUUCUUUUUCAGGAGAAACUUACUUUUCUGCUACAUGCGGCUUUGAGUUAUACUCCUGUUGAGGUUAAAGAAUCAGAUGAAAAAACAAAGAGAGACAUUAACAGGUUUCUGAGUGUGGCCAGUCUUCAGGGACUAAUUCAUGAAGGCACCAUGACAUCUUUGUGCAUGGCCAUGACAGAAGAGCAGCAUAAGUCUGUAGUCAUCGAUUGCAGUGGCUCCCAGCCUCAGUUCUCCAAUGCAGGAAGCAACCGGUUUUGCGAGGAUUGGAUGCAGGCUUUCUUAAAUGGUGCUGAAGGGGGUAACCCUUUUCUUUUCCGACAAGUACUGGAGAACUUUAAAUUAAAGAACUGUGGUAGUGGAGAUAUCCUUUUGAAGAUUGUUAAAGUGGAACACGAAGAAAUGCCUGAAGCCAAAAAUGUGGUAGCUGUCCUUGAAGAAUUCAUGAAAGAAGCUCUUGCCCAAGGUUUUUGAUCAUGUUUGAGACAACUACUUCGUGAAGUUGUAUAUUCAAGCCUUGGCAUUUGAAAUUGCAGUUGUUAAUAAUUGUUCAUAGGAUUACUGUUUAGGAUUAUUUGAAUUAUACCAGAUUGUUUUUUCUUUUUGUAUUUAAAAAUUUUAACUUAAUUAAACAUAAAAAUCUGAGGAAUAUCUUCAUUGAGUCCUACAUCGAUAUGUGUGUUAGAAUUGUGGAAUUUUGGCCUAUUGUUGCUCCCAUAAAUUCUAAACUUCAAAAGUGUGUUGCCUAAGUGGACAUGGUGAUGAUGCACACCUGUAAUCCCAGUGGCUGGGGAGUCUAAGGUAGAAGGAUCACUAAGUUCAA
This is a messenger RNA of Urocitellus parryii (Arctic ground squirrel), 1524 nucleotides long. RefSeq names its product chromosome 7 C17orf75 homolog (gene C7H17orf75). Lineage: Eukaryota; Metazoa; Chordata; Mammalia; Rodentia; Sciuridae. The record is from RefSeq and is a predicted model, not a curated record. Gene Ontology annotation, cellular component: trans-Golgi network.